AAUAAUGGAUAGAUUGGUUAACAGAAGAAAAAAUAUUAUCAGAAGAUAAUCAAGAAAAAAAAAUUUAAAUUUUAAAUUUAUUUGAAAAAGCAUUAGAAGAAGGAUAUUUUAUUGAAAUAGGAAAAAUGUAUAUAAAAUAUAGUCAUGAACUUUUAGAAGAAAAAAUAAUAACCAAAAACAAAUUCAAAAUAAUAACCGAAAAAGUAUUAGGAAUAUUCAUCUAAGACUUUUACAUAGGAUCUGAUAUAUUCAAACUAGCUCGUGAUAUAGAAUAUGAAUAAAUAAAAAAUUACAAAGAAGAUGAAAAAUAAUAUAAAGAUAGUUAGAAUUAUAUAUAAUAAUUAUACUAAAGGGAAUUAAAAUAAUGUUUAGUUAAUUUAUAAAUGAUUUGGUUAGAAUAUUAAAAUUUUGAAAAGAAUAAAACAUUAUUAGAAGAAGGAAAAAAAAAUUUCGAGAAAAAUAUGAACGAAAAUAUGUCUUUAAUAUUAGAUUUGGAAGAAAAUUAUGAAAAUUAAACUGAAAAAGAACAGUUUUUAAAAGAAUUAAUUGAAUUAUAAGAAAAAGAUGAAAAAAAAAGAAUUUCAAAUGAAAAAGUUAUUAAUUUUUUCGAAAGAAGCUUAUAAGAAAAUUUAACAAAUUUAAAUAUUUGGAAUUGCUUUUUAGAAUUUCUCAAAAAAAAAAAAAUACCAAUUUUAAAGUAAAAAAUAGUCUACUAAAGAGCACUAAAAUUAUUUCCAAAUGACCUAAAUAUUACUCUAGGUUUUUUAAGAAUUUAGGAAAAAAAUUCAGUAUUUUUUGAAGAAUUAUAUGCCUCUUUCUAAUCCAUUAUAGGUAAUUUCGAACACCAAAAGGAAUGUUAAUACAUUCUAUUUUAGAACUUCAUUGCUUUUUCAGUCAGAAAAAUGCUAGAAGUAGAUUAAAUUAAAGAAGAGACAAUAUAAAAUAUGAGAAUAGUACAAGAAAAUGCACUUUAGUAUUUUUAAAAUGAAGAAAAUGAGAAUUUAGAGAUUGAAAUAUUACUAAAAUGGGCUGAAAUCGAAUAUCAUAUUGUAAAAGAUAUUAAAAAAGGGUAAUCUGUCUGCGAAAAAAUAGUAAGAAAAUACGGAAACUAUUUAAAAAAUUGGAUAAAAUAUAUAGAAUUAGAAAAAAAUUGUGUAAAAAAUAUACAAAAUUUAAGAAGUAUAAUUAAAAGAAUGAUUGAAUAUGUAAAAGACGAUAUUUUAGGUAGUUUAAAUAUUUGGGUUGAUUUUGAGUAACUUUAUGGAAAUUUGGAAAAUAUAGAAAAUAUUGAAGAUAAAAUAAUUGAAAAAAGUAAAGAAGUUUUAUUAAAUUAAGAAGAAGAAGAUGAUAUAGAAGUAAAUUUAACCUAAAAUUAAGAAAAUCUUAAUUUGAAUAAAAAAAGGAAAAAUUAAGAAUAUGAAGAAGAAGAAGGAAAUAAUAUUUUUAAAAAAAAUAAAGGAAAUAAUAAUUAAGAAAUUAAAAAAAAUGAAAAAUAAAUAAAAAAUAAUAAUUAAGAAAAUAUAUAACAUAUACAAACAGUUUUUAUUAAAAAUUUACCUACUCAUUAUUCAGAAUAAGAAAUAAAUAAUUUAUUUGAAAAUUAAUAAAAUAUUAAAUCAAUAAGAAUAGUUAAGAAAGGUAAAAAAGGACUGGCUUAUAUAGAUUUUUUAAAUCAAGAAGAAGCUGAAAAAGCAUGUAAAUAGGCUAAUAAUUUAAAAAUAGACGAUAAUCAUAUACUAUAUGUAGCAUUAUCAGCACCACCUAAAGAAAAAAAAGAAGAAAUUAAUCUUACAUUAUUUUUAAAUAACCUUCCUUUCGAGAUAAAAGAAGAAGAAAUCUAAAAACAAUUUUAGGAUAUAUAAAUAAAGGAAAUUCGAAUUAUUAAAGACGAUAAAGGUCUCUGUCGGGGUUAUUCUUAUAUAGAAUUUUAAGAUGAAAAUGAUGUUUAAAAAGCUCUUUAAUUAAUUAAGUAGAACCCGUUUAUAUUAGGUCGAAAAAUAAAUUGUUAAAUAGCAAAAAAUAAAGAAGAAAUAUUAUAAAAUAAAGAAUCACAUUAUACUGUUUUUCUUAAAAAUAUUAGUUUUAAAACUCGUGAAAGUGAUAUAAGGGAAUUUUUCACAAAUUAUAUAAUUGAUUAAAUUUUAAUUGCCAAAGAUUUAGAUGGAAAACCAAAAGGAUAUGCUUACGUAUCAUUUAAAGAUUAAAAUACGCUUUAUAAAGUUUUGCAAAUUAAAAAAGGUAUUAUUAAAAAUAGAGAAUUUGAAAUUUUAAAGUCUGAUAGAUAGAUUACUAAUAGAAAGUAUAUUUAUUUUUUUAAUUAUUUUUUAUUAUUUUUUUUAUUUUUAGAAACACUGAUAAAAUGGAAGUAGAAUAUAAAGAAAAUAAAACAAAUGAUGAUUUCAGAUAACUUUUUAAAUGAAAUAUUUAAUAAUAAAAAGUAUAGGAUAGAUAAAAAAAUAUUUGGCUAUAUAUUUUAUAACAUUAAUAUUUCUUUUUAUUUUUUUAGAAUAUUUAUUAUUUAUUUUUUAUAUAAACAAUAAAAAUAUUAAAAGAAAAAUUAGAAAAAAUUAAAUUUUUGUAAUAAAUGA
This is a messenger RNA of Ichthyophthirius multifiliis, 2588 nucleotides long. RefSeq lists its product as hypothetical. Gene Ontology annotation, biological process: RNA processing. The record is from RefSeq and is a predicted model, not a curated record. Gene Ontology annotation, molecular function: RNA binding; protein binding. The annotation marks the transcript as partial. NCBI's taxonomy places the organism in Eukaryota, Ciliophora, Oligohymenophorea, Hymenostomatida. The transcript has 5 exons.